ACUUUACAGCUCACGAACUUGGCUUCUAUUAAACUUAAAUUCAAUUUGUGUACCUAGUGAUAGCCUAUGUGCAUUAAAUAAUUACUUAUUCAGUUUCAAAAUAGAUUUAAGCUAAUGAAGGCAUGUGCUGGAUAGUAAUUUUAAACGUUUAUGAUAUUAACAUUUUUCAGAAAAGGAAUGGAUCAAUGAUUCAACCCAGUUUCUGAAAGUUUAUCAUUAGCCUAUAGUAGCCUAAUCAAUUCGUUAUAUUCAUUAUUUUCUAUUUGGAAUAGCAGCAUUUUAAUAAAAUGUGGUCGUGUUUAGUCAUAUCUACUUUAAUUGUUGGCCUCUUCGCUGAAAUAUCUGCACUCUCAUUUGAGACUGAGGAGAUUAUACCUGUACGGCUGACUGGAAGGACCGGUGGACGAGUGGCAAAGAGGAGUGAAGAACAACUCAGCUUCAGACUCACGGCUUUCGGCAGGAAUUUCACACUUAAUUUGACACCGGACAGCUCCUUUAUAUCGCCAGCACUGAAGGUAUAUCGCAUCAAGGUCAAUCCACAAGAAAGACUCGAGUCAACCAGCAACCUGACAGAUAUUUAUAAGUCCUUGAAUCAAACUGAAGAGACUGGAGCAGAAUUAUUAAAAGGUUGUUUUUACACCGGCGCUGUCGACUCCAAUGAGGACUCUAUUGUUUCUGUCAGCUUAUGUCGUGGGAUUUUAGGAUCAUUCAUCACAGAUGGUAAAGAGUAUACAGUCGAACCUAAACUUUUCGGCUUGGGAACAUAUGGAAAGUCAACCGAGCAGCUGCAUGUCAUUAAAAGAAGACGUUUUACAAAGUCCCCGCAGGUUUCUAAACAGCUGUCAGAUAUCAGAGAUGAUAAUCGAAAGUCGAUGAUCCAGAUGCCGUCUAGGCGCAGGCGCUUUGUCUCUACGCCCAGGUUUAUUGAGACUUUGGUGGUCGGUGACGCUUCCCUGACACAUUUCUAUGGAGACGAGAUCAAGCACUACAUGCUGACCUUGAUGUCAGUGGCUGCUCAGAUUUACAAACAUCCCAGCAUUAAGAACUCCAUCAACAUAGUGCUUGUGAAGAUGCUGAUCGUGGAGGACGAAGAGGUUGGACCGUCAGUCUCCAGCAAUGGAGGCGUCGCUCUGCGCAACUUCUGUGCCUGGCAACAACUCUUCAACCCGCCCAGCCACAGGCAUCCGGAGCACUAUGAUACAGCCAUACUUUUUACUAGAGAGGACAUCUGUGGACAUCAGAGUUGUGACACAUUGGGUGUAGCUGAUGUCGGAACCAUGUGUGACACCAAAAGGAGCUGUUCUGUUAUUGAAGACAACGGCCUUCAGGCCGCUUACACGACUGCUCAUGAGCUAGGCCAUGUUUUGAGUAUGCCGCACGAUGACACCAAGAACUGUGAGCAGCUUUUUGGACAUCUAGGCGAGCACCACAUCAUGGCCCCUGUUUUCACUCAGCUCAAUAAGACCUCGCCUUGGUCUCCCUGCAGUGCUUUGUAUGUCACAGAUUUUUUCAACAAUGGAUAUGGAGACUGUUUACUGGACACCCCUGAGACGAUAGUGACCUUACCCACUGAGCUGCCAGGCAUAACUUACAGCCUGGACCGCCAGUGCCAACAGAUAUUUGGAGAGGAGUUUUCGCAUUGUCCCAACACCUCAGCCAGUGAGGUGUGCGUACAGCUCUGGUGCCAGGAAGAAGGGCAGUCUUUGUGCACAACCAGGAACGGGAGCCUUCCCUGGGCGGACGGCACAAGCUGCGGCCCCAACAGGACCUGCCUGAACAGUGUAUGCAUGUCCUCUGAGGAAGUCAUGAGGCCUAAGCCGGCUGUGGAUGGAGGCUGGGGCGAGUGGGGACCAUGGCAACCAUGUUCCAGAUCAUGCGGAGGCGGAGUGAUGUUCUCCUACCGAGAGUGCAGCCGGCCGUCUCCUGAAAACGGUGGAAAAUACUGUGUGGGCCAGAGAGUGAAUUACCAGUCCUGCAACAAACAGGCCUGUGAGAAUAACCAAGGAAAAAGUUUCAGAGAGGAACAGUGUGAGAAGUACAACAAUCCCAAUCACUUCGAUGUGCAUGGAAAUGUGAAGCAGUGGAUACCAAAAUACGCUGGAGUGUCACUACGGGAUAGGUGUAAACUCUUUUGCAGAGCACGAGGCAGCAGUGAAUUCAGAGUAUUUGCAACUAAAGUAAUUGAUGGAACCCCAUGCGGUCCAGAUACCACAUCAUUCUGUGUGCAAGGCCAAUGUAUCAAAGCUGGUUGUGACCUGGAGAUCGAUUCUAAUAAGAAGCUCGACAAAUGCGGCGUGUGUGGUGGGAACGGUCAGAGCUGCAGGAUGAUAUCUGGCUCGUUCAAUAAAGUCGUCCAUGGAUAUAAGGAUAUUGUGACAAUUCCAAGUGGAGCCACUAACAUUAACAUCAAACAGCAGAGCCAUGGAAGUAUACCACACGAUGGCCAUUACUUGGCUGUACGGAGAGAAAAUGGUGAUUAUAUUUUGAAUGGCAACUUCUCGGUCUCCACAGUGGAGCAGUAUAUUCCAGUGCUUGGGGCUGUGCUGAAGUACAGUGGCUCGUCUACCACAUUGGAGAGACUUCAGAGCUUCCGCCAGCUACAGGAACCAAUCACAAUACAGCUGCUCUCCACCGCUGGGGAAUCCAUCCCACCGAAGGUCAAAUACACCUUCUACAUUCCUAAAACCAUGUCUUUCAGCAAACCUAAAGACAAAAAGAUUGCUGGCAAACUAAUCCAUCCCUUCGGGGUGCCACAGUGGGUCUCGGGCGACUGGUCUGAAUGCUCCAAAACUUGUGGUUCAGGGUGGUCCAGGAGAAAUGUGGAAUGUAAAGACAAUGCUGGCUUCUAUUCAAACCAUUGCAAUAAAGAUCUCAGACCUUCUGAUAUCAGGCCCUGUGCAGACCUGCCAUGCCCCAUGUGGCAAAUAGGACCUUGGUCUUCAUGCUCACAAACUUGUGGCCACGGUGAACGCCAGCGUAGGAUGCUCUGCAUUGAUUACACUGGGAAGAUUGUGGAACUGGAGAAUUGUGAUCCUGCCAAGAUGCCUCAAUCAGUAUCUGAAAAGUGUUUCUACCAAGAGUGUUGAGGACAUCAUGCAGGCUUUCAAAUUAUUCAGAGGUGAUAAGACGUUCCUGUGAAACAAUAUACAGAUUAUCGUUUGACCGUGCUUCAAGUUGGAGCAGGAAAUAUUCAGCCUUAGAUGGAAAAAUUGUUGAGCUGUGUGGAGUGAUCUUGGUCAUGAAUGUUGCACGGACUGAUUUUCCAAAUAUAUAUUAAUAACCACUAUUGAAGUUUUAUCCAAUAGAUAUCUACCUCAGCAAGCAAUGCUGUUUCCCUAACUUCUGUCUCCUAUUUGCUUUUUCAGAUCAUUCCAUAUCAAUUAUUUUUCAACAAUACAAAACACACCAAUCAGACUUUUACAUUCAUCUCAGGCUGAAUUUUUAAAAUAAGGACAGAAAUCAUUUAGUUCCAAACAUUCAAAGCUUCUAAUUUGGAAUUUAGAAAUUACAAAAUGGAAUUAUUUUAACUUGUAAUGGGAAAAUGUUACUAGGAACUGUCACUCGCUAAGCCACUAUGAAGGUGCUAUCAUUUUAUAUUGAUUUACUUCGUGAUUUGGUCAAUAAUUAUUGACUUUUACUUUUUUUAUUUAUGGCUUGCAUGUAUCAGAGGCUAUUUUCACUUUCAGAGUUGAAGUGUAGCAAGAACACUUGAUUAAAGCAUGAUCAUAUAAAUCUAUUAGUUCAUGUAUAUUGAAAACUGUAUCAGAGGUACACAGUGGUUGAGCCUAAUUUAUUUUCUGGAACAUUAAUAAUGACAAUUAAGUGUUCGAUCUAGUUUAGGAACUACUUUUAUAAAUUCCUCAACAAACAUAAUGUUUGUGUCCAUUCAGAGGGUUAGACAAUGGUUAUGUAAUUUACCAUUUACUAUCGCUGUUCUUUGUAUUAAACACUGUUUUAUUUCAAAAGUGCACAUAGCAAAUUGUUGUGAAUUGCUACGUGAAUGAAAACAUGGAGUUUUGGAAACAUCAGACCUUCCAGUGUUUUCAUGCUUCAUGAGUAGAUAUGUCUGCUGAAGUUUUGAAAGAGCUGUGUAGUUGAAAAAAAACAAAAAAACAAAAAAAAAAAACAGUACAAAUAGGUUAUGCUCCUUUAAAAUGAUUGUAUAUGAAUGUUAAUAUGGUUCCAGUUGUGUAUAUUUUAUAUAUUAGUCAUAUUAAAAUGCGGCAAAACAUAUUAUCCCUUCAGUGAAGGACUGUACUUUGUUACUUCUUCAUUGUAAUUCUAUUUAUUUUUGUAAAUUUUUAUUGUAUAAAAUUGAUACAAAUUAUGCAAUGUUUUCCAGAUGCUGCUUUCUUUUUGUUUUGUAACUUAUCAAUGAAAUGUCUGAAAAUAAAAAUACCUAAACAUUACAAAAUCA
This is a messenger RNA of Ctenopharyngodon idella (grass carp), 4417 nucleotides long. Its product is annotated as A disintegrin and metalloproteinase with thrombospondin motifs 8. The transcript is spliced from 9 exons. Gene Ontology annotation, molecular function: metalloendopeptidase activity; zinc ion binding. Lineage: Eukaryota; Metazoa; Chordata; Actinopteri; Cypriniformes; Xenocyprididae. The record is from RefSeq and is a predicted model, not a curated record. Bases 288 to 3086 code for a protein of 932 amino acids. Gene Ontology annotation, biological process: proteolysis; extracellular matrix organization.